AAGAGCCCUCACACACACUGUGGUGGUGAUGGCGCGCUCACGGUCAUCGGGCGGAGGUGGUGGAGGUGUGUGUAGCUGGCUGGCGGCGGUGCUGGCGCUCUGGUCCAUGGUGUCGGUGGUGGUGAUCGUGGUGUGGGCUACGUGGGCCCCCCGGGCGGGUGCAGGGCGGUGUGAGGCUCGGCGGCGCGCCCUGCAGGAGAACACGGAGGGGGCGAGAGUGGUGUGGGAGAGAGAGAGACAGACAUCCGAGAGAGAGAGAGCACUCAGCACUGACACACAGACACGACUGCAGCGAGAGAUACACAGCAUCACACACACCAUCACACACACCAACCAGAUGCUCACACACCACCUGCACACCCAGGCUGUGUUGAGGGAGAAUCUCACAGCUCUACAGAAUGAGGUGCAGCAGUACGAGCAUGCGGUGGCUAAACUCACCACUGAACACACACACUGCACAGAGCUGAUUGAGGAGUUGCAGGUGAACUUAUCACGUGAACGGCAUCAACUGGACUCGUGUUCGUCUCUCUGUGACGCUGCGAGGAGUCGAUACGCCGCCGUCGAGAGUCAGAGAAAAGCCUGUGAAAUACACACCAAAUACCUGCACACACAACUGUUAGCACACACACACACACAAACACAAACACACACAGUGUAGUAACUAGCUGACUUGCUAGAUGUCCACAAUACCUACUCUAUUAGCUACACAGCACCACAACUUCUUUCUUUGCUGGCUAGAUAACACCAUAACUCCUCUGUUUCUAGCUACUUUUGCACAAAUAAUUUAUAGUUGGUCCAAUCAGAAUAAAUAAAGGUUAUGUAAAGGUUUCCUGUGUGUGUGUUUUUGUUUGUUUUGCAGUGAGAAGUGUGAACUCAGAGUGUGAUGCUCAGCUGAAGAAACCCAGCAAGACCUUCUGCUUUGAUCACUUCCCCUGCGCAAUACCUAGCAUCUGUUUAUCAGUUAUUUUCUCUUCUUCACUACAUUACUGUGGAUUGUUGAGCUUUGAAACACAAUACAACCAAUUCAACAUGUGAUUAUUUGUACACUGCACAAUGAUUAUGAAGUUUUCUCAUAUUAAAGCACCACUGCUGAUGUUUGA
Molecule: messenger RNA, 1100 nt
Organism: Pangasianodon hypophthalmus (striped catfish)
Lineage: Eukaryota; Metazoa; Chordata; Actinopteri; Siluriformes; Pangasiidae
Exons: 3
Coding region: 29-658 (209 amino acids)
Source: RefSeq, a predicted model, not a curated record